Messenger RNA from Angiostrongylus costaricensis, 3387 nucleotides. NCBI's taxonomy places the organism in Eukaryota, Metazoa, Nematoda, Chromadorea, Rhabditida, Metastrongylidae. The record is from the annotation of a GenBank genome assembly.
AUGACUUGUUUUCACAAUCUAGUGCGCGAGAUUCGUUUCUUCGUCAGAUCGGCCUUUCAGAAGCCGAAGAUUCAACAUGGACCAUCCUUAGCGAUGAUGACGAGGAGGUAUGGUGUCCUAAUAUUGCUUUUAGUUUGCUUUUGUAAUGCUUAUGAUUUAGCCGCAGAAAAGCGGGAUCAAUUUGCAUCAUUGAUUGCAUUUCAACUUCUGCUCAUGAAGGUUCUCGACACCGGGUUGUCCACUUAUUGCUCUCCCACUUACAAGCUUUUCUGUAAACAAAUAGGGAAUGGGUUAAGACAAAGCGUGCGAGAGUUGUGUGAUUUCUGGAUGCUCACUCGCAAUUUGUUACGGAAUGGGGAAGAUGACCAGUUGCAGCGAGAGGUGGAUCGUGUAGUGAUCCUUGCUCUUCAAUACAUUGUUAAUCGCCCUGGUUUCGGUCUGUGGCAGUUUCUUGUUGAUUUACCAUUUGAUUGUGUCACUGAUGACUGUCGUAGUCGUUGUGAAUAUCUGCUUCGAUCGGUCGAGAAAAUAACGGUUUCUGAACUCUAUGACAUUCCGUUAUCAGAACUUCUUGCGAGGAAUGGAAGAGGUGGUUUAAAAGAAAGGGCUGAAGCCAUUGGUCCUCUGGAUUCCGUUUUUCUUGUCAAUACGCUUGCAGCAGUCGUGUCUUAUUCUCAUGGUGGUCCCGUCAAUUUCGUAAAAGAGAUUGUAGAGAUUUGCUUCUGUGAUGAGACGUCACGUGAGAGUUUGUAUAAGGUGGGAAGCGAAGCCGUCGCUUUGUUGCUAUCGAGAAAGCCGAACAUAUUCGAUCAAUUGCUAAUAGUUCUAGAUCGGAAUAUGUCGCACAUGGAUAAUUAUGCUAUCAAUGUCCUGACUACUUCUAAUCUGUGUGAGUGUAAGCUUUCACCAUCGUCUUUGAGCAUACUAGGGAAAUGGCUUAUUUACAAGCCUCCGGAUGAUGCUGCUAACCGUAUGGCCCGUCGUAUAAUGUCCAGUGUUUACUGGGGUAUGAAUGAAGCUGGAGAUCAGUUGUGGUUAGAUCCAUCGGUACAUGAGAUAUGUGCAGAUACUGUAAUGAAGGCACACUCAAUGCAUUGUGGUAACUCUAACGGAAUGAUAGCAAAGUCGAUACGACAAGUUUCGAAGUUGGCUAGUCGGAUGGCCGAUCAUGAACAUCUCUUCAAUCAGUUUUGUUGGGAUAUUUUAAUCAAAUUGAAGAUAAGCUCGAUGAGGCACUAUCGAGAAGUAUCAUCUAUCGGCUCUCAGGAAACAUUUAUGGAGCUCUUCGAGCGUAUCUUACACGUUGAUCAAUGCUCCUACGCAGUUCAGUGGCUGACUGGGCCAUCGUUGGUGCCUACACCGAUCGUUCGUCUUAUUUGCUCAUCGCUGUCGCAAAUGUUAAAAUCAUGGAAAGAGAAUUCACACGGCAUCCUUUCGAUGUUCACUUCGGACCAAGCUCCACCAACGCUGAUUUCGAACUCAAUGUUCGGUGUUUCUCCAUGGGCCACUUAUCUUCUUCUUUUGGUGGAGAGCAGGAGUUAUCCAACUUUCUAUCAAUUUUUGUAUGAAACAUUUAUAAUGAAGGAAAAGCUAACUGUGGAAGAAGCUUGCAAGAAGGCUGCUUCGAAAUCGUCCAUUUUGUUGACUCCAAGGAGGCUUGCGGUAUAUAGAUGGGCUGAGUUCGUUUCUGCUUCCUCGGAAAGCACAGUGUUCCCUCUUGCUUUACAGCGUCUUGCUUUAGAGUCCUAUUGUUUGAGAACUGUACAUGGAGUUAUAUAUUUUAAGAAUGUCUGGGUGGAUUUUAUUGACAGCGAUAGGUUGCUACAAGAGGAGUCAAAAGAUGAAAAGGUGAGCUGCACAAAAUUUAACCAAACGAGUGACGCCCUCAUGGCUCAAAAUCGGGAGAAACGCAACGCUUUACUUAAUGAACUCCGUUCUGGUGUUGUUGACAAAAUGGCUGUGUCAUCGGCGAGCAUGGAACAUAUUGUAAGGCAACUACUUCACUUCUGCGCCAUGCAUUUGUCUACGCUUGAUCAAGGUGGUCAAAUAUGUGGAAGAUCUGUUUUUAAGGCGAUAACGUCGUCCUUAGGCGGGGUGGAGAUGCUUUUUCCAGCAGCCACUGCUGCUUACGAAUACACGUUACACAUGUUGGCUCACGGAUUCAUACGCAUGCAACCCGAUGAGCAGAUUCCACUUAUGACACUUGUUUUAGAAGGAUUCCCACUGUGCGAUGUUUUGAUUGAGGUGAUUUUCCACCACAGACGACUAGGGAUAGACAAAGCUGCUGCAUCUUUGCCUCCUCAACAGUUCGCGCCACUAAUUCCUUUGGCUUUUCGAAAUCUGGCUAGCCAUCCUUUGUCGGAUUCUCCUCUACAUAUUCUUUGCUUAGAACACGCCGUCACAUUUGUUUUUCAUGCUUUUCCCGCAAAUUUUGUAACUGGCCUGGAUCUCGCUUUGAAUGGUUGUAACACCGGUGAGACACCUCUGCAGCUUCUGGAAAUAUUUGUGGAACGGUUAGGAGCAGAGAACUUCGAAUUUCCGAAAGCUGAAUAUCCAUUAAGCAAUGAGAAGUUAAAUUUUGCGAGGGUUUUCCAACAAAUCCUAGACGUGUUUUCACCUUUAAUUGUUCCUGUAUCAUCAUCAUUGCCCCCGUUUUCACCUUCCCAUGAAACAGAAGCUCAUUUGGUCCUUGAUCGACUCGUACAGUUGUUCACAGUCUUGCCACAUAAUGCAUCUCUGAAACCUGGAACUCAAAAUUUGCCGUCAUUGGUCUGGCAGUUCUAUUUCGAAAAAUUGUCAGUGUUGUCACAUGGAUCUAGUCAUUACUUUUCUGUAAUUGUCCGUGCUUCCUUGCUUGAUCUGGUCAAAUCCUUGUCUGAACGUGGUGAUUGGUCAACUAUCUCUCCAGAAUACGCUGAAGAAUUGGCCAAGGUUGUGGCUGUUUGCUUCCCUCACGAUUCACUUACGAACCCUACUGAUGUCGUAGUUGUAUUGCAUAUGAUAUGGCGGAAAAUCUGUUGCUUUAUUGUUCGUGAGCCGUUCACAUCGGUGGCCUUAUUGAAGCAAACAAUGUGGUUACGAACCCAAUGUUCACUGGUGCUGCGAGAAGGUCCUGCUGCAGCACCUCCUGCAUACAACUCGUUAAUCGCCGACGUGAACUCGGUGGCUCAACAACAUGGUGCGUUAGAACAUCUCCAAUUCUUUUUGUUUAAGUCAUUGGUAACAACGUGGAAUGCUUAUCUGGAUGCAAAUUUCGAAUCUCCGCUGGUUAUUAUGUCGCUAAACACUUUGAUUGGCUCACUUAACGCAGACCAACUGGCAACUGCGUCAAAAGUGUUGGAGAAGACAAUACGCUCAUAUUUCAAACGUACGUUCCCUGUUCAUUAA